Messenger RNA from Medioppia subpectinata, 267 nucleotides. The record is from the annotation of a GenBank genome assembly. Lineage: Eukaryota; Metazoa; Arthropoda; Arachnida; Sarcoptiformes; Oppiidae.
CGAGCAUUCUGUAUGAGUGGACCCGAGCGCCAGGUUUGCCAACGUAUACGUGGGGCCACUUUCCUGGCCUACAAUCCCGACAAAUGCCAGUGUUGUCAACAGUGUGUGAAAUACAGAUCUGAGGGACAAGAUUGUCGAGCAGAUAAUUCAUUAGCCCGUGUUGUUUGCGCUCAGGGAUUGUUUUGUGAUCAGGGUACUCGUUGCGUAGCUACCCGUGUCUAACAAUAAAAAUCGUGAUUGUUCAAAUUAAAUAAAUUAUUAUUUUCA